GGGGAUGCCUAGGGGGCGCCCGCCUCAACGUCAAAUGCCUGGGCGCCACUGCGCAUGCUCCGCCACGUCUGCCCAGCUGGAAAGGAGCGGCUGGGAGCUGAGCCCUGGGAAUCUGGGGAGGGAGGGGGGUCCUGCAACCCCGAGUCUCCCCCGGGGAAAGAAACAGCUGGCGGGAGGCUAAAGGAAUCAGCUCUUCCCAUUUGCAUCGACCAGGUUCGCUUCCCAGCGUUUGUAACAAAGAACCUUGCAAGGGGGCAUCCCAGCCUGGAACUCCUCCUCCACCCUUUGCAAAGGGACCCCUUUCAAGCUUUGGGGGGGAGGGAGAGGGAUCGAAAAGACCCCGCCGAGAGUUUUUCUGUUGCCCCCGGAGCUGAGCGGGCACCUUCCAGAAAAGACCCUCCCCAAAAUGAGGGCGGGGUGUGUGUCAAGAGAGUUGAAGGAGGGACAGACCUUUCACUGAGUCUGAAAGAUUUGUUGAUUUUGCCACCACCCUCCCUUCCAAACCGUUACUUGGUCCUGAAUUUGAUCAUACAAUCAUAGCUUCUGAAUGAAAACAGCCUGCAAUUCCGGAAGUUUCCUUUCUUUUCCGCCUCCAGUGUAAAAAAACGGGAGCUCUCUUGAGAGCUGAAUGGCUUGAAUACCGUCUCCCAGCCUCUCUGCCACUCCUCCAGAUCCCAGGACUGAAAAGACCUUUGGAGACCCAGGAGAUCCACCCAUGUCAAAGAAAAGACCAGAAAUGGAUGCAAACCAGACAACCUGGAAGCGAGCGGGAAAAGGCCUCGUUGCCACUCAACCCGGGAACUGUGGGGAGGUCUGGGUAGGACCUGGGCAGAAGAUCCCAGAGAAGGAAGCCCUCAGUUCUGAGAUCCAGCAUUGGCACUUCAGGAACAGCCCCUUUCUGGAGGCCGAAGGACCACGAGAGUUUUGCAGCCGCCUUCACCGCCUUUGCUGGGAAUGGUUGCAGCCCGAGAAGCACACCAAGGCUCAGAUGUUGGACCGGGUGAUCUUGGAGCAGUUUCUAGCCGUCCUGCCCAGGGAGAUGCAGCGCUGGGUGCGGGAGUGCCGAGCGGAGACCACUUGCCAGGCGGUGGCCCUGGCUGAAGGUUUCCUGCUAAGCCAGGCAGAGGAGGAGGGAAUGCACCAGGUUCUGGGGUCCUUCAUGGAGAUAGGGACUAAUUGUCCUGGGGAAAGAGUGAAUCCCACAAAUCGCUCUCAGGAGCCACGUUGUAGAGGACUUUACAAAGAGGGAGAUCAAUGUCAAGACACCUCAAUAGGGAACAAAGUGGAGUCACCGUUAUUCACCCAAUCAUCUCCUUGUACUAGUGGAGCUGAAAGAAUAGCUGGACCUUCAAUUCAGGGUCCUGUGUCCUUUGAGGAGGUGGCUGUUCAUUUCACCAGUGAAGAAUGGUUGCUGCUGGAUUCCAGGCAGAAAGACCUGCAUCAAGAAGUCAUGUUGGAGGCUUCUAGGACUGUAACCUUUUUAGUUGAUGCGCAGAAAAAUGAAAAUUACCAAGAGCCAAGUAUGGUCCCAUCACAAAUAAUCAAAACUGAAAUACGAGAAGAGAUGUCUGCAGAUAUGUGGGGAAGAAGGAGAUAUGAGAAAAAAGGAUCUUACAAUUGGAGAGAAAACUCGACUUCUGAAUGUGCGGAAAUGGAACACUUCCAGAUUCAACAUGAUUUCAAAGAAAGCAGUAUGGGAAAGUGUCGAGGAAAUGGGAAGAGAUUCAAACCAAAACCCAAUUUCAGUAACCACAGCAAAAUGGGAAAAAACUUCAACUAUAACACCAAAAUUAUCCCACAUAAAAUAAUCCAUGCAAAAGAGAAGCCUUAUAAAUGUAUGGACUGCGGAAAGAACUUUAGGUGGAGAGGUAAUCUUAAUUACCAUAAAAAGAUCCAUUUGGGGGAAAAGCCCUUCAAAUGUGCAGAAUGUGGAAGAAGUUUCAAUAUGAACAGUUCCUUGACUUAUCAUAAAAGGAUCCAUAUGGGAGAUAAACCCUAUAAAUGCAAUGACUGUGGUAAAAGCUUCACUAUGAACAGUGCCUUUACUUUUCAUAAAAGAAUCCAUCUGGGAGAGAAACCUUACAAAUGUCUGGAAUGUGGAAAAAACUUCAGCACCAGAAGUUAUCUGACCUCCCAUAAAAGGAUCCACACAGGGGAAAAACCCUAUAAAUGCCUAGACUGUGGAAAAAGCUUCAGUAUGAAUAGUUCCUUUACUUACCAUAAAAGGAUCCAUAUGGGAGAGAAACCGUAUAAAUGCCUGGAAUGUGGAAAAAGCUUCAGUAUGAAUAGUUCUCUUACUUACCACAAAAGGAUCCACACAGGAGAGAAACCCUAUAAAUGUCCAGUGUGUGGAAAGAGCUUCAGUAGUAGCAGUUAUCUAACCUCCCAUAAAAGGAUCCAUACAGGGGAAAAACCCUAUAAAUGCAUAGAAUGUGGGAAAAGCUUCAGUUUGAACAGUUCCCUUGCUUCUCAUAAAAGAAUCCAUACAGGAGAGAAACCCUAUACAUGCACAGAGUGUGGAAAGAGCUUCAGUAGCAGCAGUUCGCUUACUUGCCACAAACGGAUCCAUUCAGGGUUGAAACCUUAUAUAUGCAAUGAAUGUGGGAAGAGUUUUAUUUCAAGCAGCUCCCUUACUAAACACAUUAGUAUCCACUCAGGGGAGAAAUUAUAUCCCUGUGCAGAGUGUGGGAAAAGCUUCCGAUUGAAUAGUCACCUAACUUCCCAUAAGAGAAUGCAUUCUGGAGAAAAACCUUAUCAAUGCACGGACUGUGGAAAAAGCUUCAGUAUGAAUAGUUCUCUUACUUCUCACAAGAGGAUCCAUUCAGGGUUGAAACCUUAUAUAUGCAAGGAAUGUGGGAAAAGUUUUAUUUCUAGCAGCUCCCUUACAAAUCAUGUUACUAUCCACAUAGAUGAGAAACUAUAUCAGUGUACGGAGUGUGUGAAAAGCUUCAGAUGGAAAAGUCACCUAAUUUCUCAUAAAAGGAUGCAUACAGGUGAGAAACCCUAUAAAUGCACCGACUGUGGAAAAAGUUUCACUAAGAACAGUUCCCUUACUUCUCAUAAAAGCAUCCAUACGGGAGAGAAACCCUAUGAAUGCACAGAUUGUGGGAAGAGAUUCAGCAAAAGCCGUUACCUUACUUCCCAUAAACGAGUUCACACACGGGAGAAACGAUAGAUAUGCUCUAAAUAUGGAAAUAGUUUUUUGUGCAAAUUGGGAUCCUUAUGCCUACUAAUACGAAUUACAGAGGUGGAAAUUAUAUAUACAUACAUACAUAUACAUAUACACAUACACACAUACAGUGGGACAAAAAA
This is a messenger RNA of Thamnophis elegans (Western terrestrial garter snake), 3312 nucleotides long. RefSeq names its product zinc finger protein 345-like. Gene Ontology annotation, biological process: negative regulation of transcription by RNA polymerase II. Bases 716 to 3175 code for a protein of 819 amino acids. Gene Ontology annotation, molecular function: DNA-binding transcription repressor activity, RNA polymerase II-specific. The record is from RefSeq and is a predicted model, not a curated record. Lineage: Eukaryota; Metazoa; Chordata; Lepidosauria; Squamata; Natricidae. The transcript is spliced from 5 exons.